Messenger RNA from Cladophialophora immunda, 1818 nucleotides. Its product is annotated as GTP-binding protein rho2. NCBI's taxonomy places the organism in Eukaryota, Fungi, Ascomycota, Eurotiomycetes, Chaetothyriales, Herpotrichiellaceae. The record is from RefSeq and is a predicted model, not a curated record. Gene Ontology annotation, biological process: small GTPase-mediated signal transduction. The coding region runs from base 759 to 1367 and encodes 202 amino acids. Gene Ontology annotation, molecular function: GTP binding; GTPase activity. The transcript has 2 exons.
GCCGUGGUACGCCAAUUAUAGGCCAUUUGCUUCCCAAUUAUCACACCCCCAGUCUCCUCUUCAUGCUCAUUACGCACGCUCACACUUUGUACAGCGACAUCGACAAAGCGAAUCUCUGUCGCGAUUUGAAGCCUUGGCUAACUGGCAGCUGCAAUUGCAUCAUCAUCAUCUACCUUUCGAUCUGACCGGAAGAAUUGCUCCUUAUCGCGAGAUCCAAAGCCCUGGUCACCGAGAGAUCUAUUUGUGGCUGCGCCUCAACCACUGCCUCCUCUCGCAGGCACCGUGCCGCUCGGGGUGGAUUUGUCCUCCGUUGGACCCCACGAACUCCCAGCAGACUAGUCUCAGUUGUUUAGAAACAAGAUAGCCUGUUCCUCAGCUACAGUGCAAAACAUCGUUGCAGACGACUGAAACUGCGGCUGGCGGUGCCGGUCGGUGGUGGAGGUGAACGUACUCCGUUUGUGGACUGGUUUCGCUGGCUUUGCUGUAUGCGACCUCAAUUGCGUCCAGUUACACCAGGCCGCUCCUCCACUCCCCUUUGACUUCAUUUCAGCUCGUCCUCACUCUUAUCCGCCGCACAACACCGACUUAAGACUCUUGAAGCCGUUUCGUCCGCCUCUUCCCUUCUGUCUUCCGCAAGAGCUGCUCACCAUCUCCCUCAACAGCCGCUAGGGCCCUCCGAAGCUCUCCCUUCGUCCGCAGUCUCUGUAGUGGUGUGAUCUGUCUGCCCGUGGGACAGAGCCGCAACAGCUUCUACAGCCAUGGCACAGGAUCAGGCACAACAGAAUGUGAUGAGAAGGAAGCUUGUUAUAAUAGGCGACGGUGCUUGUGGCAAGACAUCACUGUUAUCAGUCUUCACACUCGGCUAUUUCCCUACGACCUACGUACCAACCGUCUUCGAAAACUAUGUCACAGAUUGUCGAGUCGAUGGGAGAUCAGUACAAUUGGCUUUGUGGGACACAGCAGGACAAGAAGACUACGAAAGAUUGAGGCCUCUCGCAUACGCGAAAUCACAUGUCAUCCUCAUUGGCUUCAGCGUCGACAGUCCCGACAGCUUGGAGAAUGUGCGGCACAAGUGGAUUGAGGAAGCUCGUGAUCGGUGUCCAGAUGUGCCUGUCAUUCUGGUGGGCCUGAAGAAGGAUCUGAGAGAAGACCCGAUGGCAAUCGAGGAGAUGCGGAAGCGGAGCCAAAAGUUUGUUACGCCCCGAGAAGGCGCUGAGAUGGCCCAGGCUUGCGGGGCUCGCAAAUACCUCGAAUGUUCCAGCUUGACGGGCGAAGGUGUGGACGAUGUCUUCGAGGCUGCUACGAGAGCUGCCCUUCUGACGUUCAAUGGUAAACAAGGUGGCGGCGGAUGUUGCGUCAUUCUGUGAUGCACGAUGCAGUAUCGGACUUGGAUUGAAAACGUGCCGGAUUGGAAAACACCAUGGGCGGCUGUUUACCCUUGAACCAACCCGAAUUGGAGGACCUCACACGCACUGAACUAAUACCGCUGCUGAAAACGGCGAAACGACGACGAUGUACCUUCCCCUCUUGGAGGAAUGCUAUCUUGACUAACACGUCGUCUGAGGACGGAUCGAAUCAUAUCAGGCUUGGGCUUGAACCUGUGCGACACGAGACGAACGAAUUUUUUCAUACUCGAUUUAGCGAACUGACAUCAAUGAUGGACCUUCUACUAUUUGCCUUGUCUUUUCGAUUCAGGUUUGGUGGUCGAAGAGGGCAGGCCACUAGUGAGAAAGAUAAAAGUUUCCGAAACCUUCCUCGGUGUAUAUAUACAUGUCGAUUCUUUUUCCGCUUGCUCUGCUUGCCUUGGGAGAACAGGGC